GGCAUCCUGGCGCUGGGACCAGUACGUUGGUUGGGGGUCAGUGACUUCUUAUGACGACCCUCCAGAGUAUCCGUGCAAUGUGAACGGGUUCGUCGCGAGUCUUGCACCUGGCAUGGGUUAUUACUAUGAUCCCGCCGCGGGGACAGGCGGGUUGUGCAGGAGUAUCCAUGCGGACAACGUUGAGCAUCUCCGACAGGAGUACGGCUCGGAACUCUGGACCGGAGGGCCAAACGAGCGCCGCUCCGACCGCAGCACGGGCACGACGUACCUGCCCGCCGCACAGGAGGGCGCACCAACCCCAGCACCGUCGGCAUGGGUAUCACUUGGUACUGGAAUUUGCUCAGGGCAUGAUCAGGAUUGGACAAGUGCCGACGCUUUGGGGCCUCAUUGGGAUCUCCAUCCCGGACUGGGCUGGCGCAUGUGCGACGGAAGGUCUGACACUCAAUGUCAACAGGUUUGUGAUGCAACAGCAGGGUGCAGUAUGAUCUCGAACGGUGAUUGCUGCUUCUUGUUCAAGGAUGACGCAUGUAAUGCCGAUGUUUCUCAUUCAAAUUACCAGUCUUACCUCAAGGAGCAGAGUGUCGAGCCGGCCACGACUACGACUACGACUGAGGACCUGACAGAUGCGCCGCUAUUUGUCUGCGAUUUCGUGUGCGCGGAGGGGUAUCUAACAUGCGUCUGGCGCCUGUGCUUCUGGCGAGUGUUUUCAUGUGUCGCGUCCACCCCAGCGGGAUAUCUAACAUGUGGCCGUCGGGCUCCCCACACGUGAAAAGU
Prorocentrum cordatum is the source of this 774-nucleotide messenger RNA. Lineage: Eukaryota; Dinophyceae; Prorocentrales; Prorocentraceae. The record is from the annotation of a GenBank genome assembly.